CUCGCUACUUACUCUCACAUCUUUUCCGCCUCCCUCUCCUUGCCCAACUCCUUCGAUUAGUUCCAACGAUCGGAGAAUGGCGCUGCUGGUGGAGAAGACGUCGACGGGACGCGAGUACAAGGUGAAGGACCUUUCUCAGGCCGACUUCGGCCGCCUCGAGAUCGAGCUGGCGGAGGUGGAGAUGCCGGGCCUCAUGGCGUGCCGCGCCGAGUUCGGGCCCGCCAAACCUUUCGCCGGCGCCCGCAUCUCCGGCUCCCUCCACAUGACCAUCCAGACCGCCGUCCUCAUCGAGACCCUCACCGCCCUCGGUGCUGAAGUCCGGUGGUGCUCCUGCAAUAUCUUCUCCACCCAGGACCACGCCGCUGCCGCCAUUGCCCGCGACUCCGCCGCCGUCUUCGCCUGGAAGGGAGAGACCCUCGCCGAGUACUGGUGGUGCACCGAGCGAUGCCUCGACUGGGGCCCCAACGGUGGCCCCGACCUCAUCGUCGACGACGGCGGUGACGCCACUCUCCUCAUCCACGAGGGCGUCAAGGCUGAAGAAGAGUACGAGAAGACCGGCAAGCUGCCCGAUCCGGCCUCCACGGACAACGCCGAGUUCCAGAUCGUGCUGGGGAUCAUCCGCGACGGGCUCAAGGUCGACCCCAAGAAGUACCGCAAGAUGAAGGAACGCCUCGUCGGCGUGUCGGAGGAGACCACCACCGGCGUCAAGCGACUCUACCAGAUGCAGGCCAGCGGCGCCCUGCUCUUCCCCGCCAUCAACGUCAACGACUCCGUUACCAAGAGCAAGUUUGACAACCUGUAUGGAUGCCGCCACUCUCUCCCCGAUGGCCUCAUGAGGGCCACUGAUGUUAUGAUUGCCGGAAAAGUUGCCGUGGUCUGCGGCUAUGGAGAUGUGGGCAAGGGCUGUGCUGCUGCCCUGAAGCAAGCUGGCGCUCGUGUUAUUGUUACCGAGAUCGACCCCAUCUGUGCUCUUCAGGCACUGAUGGAGGGCCUCCCUGUUCUCACUCUGGAGGAUGUCGUCUCCGAGGCAGAUAUCUUUGUGACGACAACCGGGAACAAGGACAUUAUUAUGGUUGAUCACAUGAAGAAGAUGAAGAACAAUGCCAUUGUUUGCAACAUUGGCCACUUCGACAAUGAGAUCGAUAUGCAUGGGCUGGAGACCUACCCGGGCGUCAAGCGCAUCACCAUCAAGCCCCAGACCGAUCGCUGGGUGUUCCCUGAGACCAAGACCGGCAUCAUCGUGCUUGCCGAGGGGCGGCUUAUGAAUCUUGGUUGUGCCACUGGGCAUCCCAGCUUCGUCAUGUCCUGCUCCUUCACCAACCAGGUGAUAGCACAACUGGAAUUAUGGAAGGAAAAGGCGACCGGCAAGUACGAGAAGAAAGUCUAUGUGCUGCCCAAGCAUCUGGAUGAGAAGGUGGCAGCGCUCCACCUCGGCAAGCUGGGUGCCAAGCUCACCAAGCUUACACCAUCGCAGGCUGAUUACAUUAGCGUCCCGAUCGAAGGACCCUACAAGCCUGCUCACUACAGGUAUUAGGGUUGCUUACGCAAAGAGACGAUGAUAAUAAAUCGGAGCACUGGCAUUUUCGACUAGAGUUUAAGCGAUGGCUAUGUUCGUUUUGCUUUUCACCUUUUGUCUUCCCAUCUUUGCUGGUUCACCUAUGGACGUUUCUUCCAUUUGGAAGUAAUGAGAAAUGCUGAUGGCAUUUUCGGAAUAA
This is a messenger RNA of Musa acuminata AAA Group (dessert banana), 1715 nucleotides long. Its product is annotated as adenosylhomocysteinase. Gene Ontology annotation, cellular component: cytosol. Bases 77 to 1534 code for a protein of 485 amino acids. Lineage: Eukaryota; Viridiplantae; Streptophyta; Magnoliopsida; Zingiberales; Musaceae. The transcript has 3 exons. Gene Ontology annotation, molecular function: adenosylhomocysteinase activity. Gene Ontology annotation, biological process: L-methionine cycle. The record is from RefSeq and is a predicted model, not a curated record.